GAGGCCCAGUAUUGUGGGCGGGUAAAAGGAAUUCAAAUUCGAAUGCGGUGUUCUCUUUUUCCGGCUUCGUUCCCAUUUCAUUUUCCCAAUUGCACCGAGAAAAUCAUUUCUGCUUCACCUCAGACUAAAGCUAUGAAUUCUCAAACUGAGCAACGAGAACGUAGCUCAAAGAGGCAAUGGUCCCUGCAGGAUUUCGAGAUCGGAAAACCCCUCGGCAGAGGCAAAUUCGGGAGGGUCUAUCUCGCCAGAGAAGUCAAGAGCAAAUACGUGGUGGCGCUGAAGGUGAUUUUCAAGGAACAGAUUGAGAAAUACAAUAUUUUUCAUCAGUUGAGGAGAGAAAUGGAGAUUCAGACCAGUCUUCGACACCCUAAUAUACUGCGACUCUAUGGGUGGUUUCAUGAUAAUGAACGCAUUUUCUUGAUUCUCGAGUAUGCUCACGGAGGUGAACUUUAUAAAGAGCUCAGAAAGAAUGGCUAUCUCAGUGAGAAACAAGCUGCCACGUACAUUGCAAGCCUCACAAAAGCCUUGGCUUAUUGUCAUGAGAAACAUGUAAUUCAUAGAGAUAUCAAGCCAGAAAAUUUGCUGCUUGAUCAUGAGGGCCGAUUAAAGAUUGCAGACUUUGGAUGGUCUGUACAGUCAAGUAGUAAAAGGCACACUAUGUGUGGAACCCUAGACUAUUUGGCACCAGAAAUGGUGGAAAAUAAAGCUCAUGAUUAUGCAGUUGAUAACUGGACUUUGGGGAUCCUUUGCUAUGAAUUUCUCUAUGGUGCCCCUCCAUUUGAGGCUGAGAGUCAAAGUGACACAUUCAGAAGGAUAAUGAAGGUUGAUUUGAGCUUCCCUUCCACCCCAACUGUCUCUGCAGAGGCCAAAAAUCUUAUAACUCGGCUCCUGGUGAAGGACUCCUCAAAAAGGCUUUCACUUGAGAAGAUCAUGGAGCACUCCUGGAUAAUUAGGAAUGCAGAUCCUUCAGGUACUGGCAAAAAGUAGCAGUGCUGAACCUGGGAUGUAAACGUCAUGUUAUCAGAUUGAGGAAUGACCAUUACUGUAACUUCAUUUGUAUCUAUGUCAUUCAAAUUUGGAGAAAACAAGGGAAAUUGGUUUCAGGGGAUUCAUAUAUCCAAUCUCUAAGCGAUGAUAGAACUCUCCUCCAGUUUCCACAACCAGAAGGCUAUGUUUU
Rubroshorea leprosula is the source of this 1177-nucleotide messenger RNA. The record is from the annotation of a GenBank genome assembly. Lineage: Eukaryota; Viridiplantae; Streptophyta; Magnoliopsida; Malvales; Dipterocarpaceae.